Oncorhynchus keta (chum salmon) is the source of this 1161-nucleotide messenger RNA. RefSeq names its product cilia- and flagella-associated protein 251-like. NCBI's taxonomy places the organism in Eukaryota, Metazoa, Chordata, Actinopteri, Salmoniformes, Salmonidae. The transcript has 2 exons. Bases 488 to 982 code for a protein of 164 amino acids. The record is from RefSeq and is a predicted model, not a curated record.
UAAUACCAAAGAAGAAGCAGACGCUGCUCUUGUCAGCCAUCUCGUGAGCUUGCUAGCCAACAUAGCCGAAACAUUUGAGCCCUUUAAACACUUUCAGUGACGGUUAGCCACUGUGUUUUAACUUUAAACCCACUUCUGUCGUAUCUACCAGUUACCCCAUUUACUGUCGUAUGUACGCUGUUGUUGUAGGUCAGCUGGCUGGCUUGUUACAUUGGCAGUAGCACUAGGCUCGUCGCCAAUUCUAACUAGCUAAGUGAUAUCCUCGACCAUGAGUUCACUGAGUUACUUGCACCCUGCUAAAGAAGAGGAGGCUGGGCGGAGGAAGAAGCUCUCGUGAAAGCGGAGAGGAGGCUGUUAAACAAGAAGUAGAGGAUGAGGCUGUUUCAGGAAACGUUUCAGUGGAAGAGGCUUUCAGGGUGAAAGAGGAGGAUGUUAAUGUGAAAGAAGAGGAGGAUGCGGUUUUUGUAGUGAAAGGAGGAGGGGGAGGAUGACUGACAAAGAAGUUUUGGAAUUGAAGGAGGGGGAGAUUGUCACAUUAGAGGAGACUGGAGAUUUAAUGAACACCAAUGAUGUCUGCUGGGCGGAGAGAGAAGCUCUGGGACUGAACAUUGUCGUGAAAGAGGAGGAUAUUACAGCCAAAGGAAAGGAAGAAGCUUCCAGAACGAUAAAGGAGGAAGAUCAUGUUACAUUUGGAGAGGAAGAGGGGAUAGAGGCUGUCACAGUGGAAGAGGAAGAGGGGAUAGAGGCUGUCACAGUGGAAGAGGAAGAGGGGAUAGAGGCUGUCACAGUGGAAGAGGAGUGGGUAGAAGAUUUCAGAAUAAAAAAGGAAGAGGAGGAGGACGUUAUAGUGAAAGAAGAAGAAGAACCUUCUAGCGUGGAAGAGGAGGCUAUCUCAAUAAAAGAGGAGGAGGAGACUGAAAAAGAUCUGAUUAACACCAGUAAGUAUAGCUUCUUUUGUCCUGCAGAUGCGCACAAAAAAUGAAUAACUUGUGGGGACUUUUAUUUUGACACGAGGUAAGCAGAGAGGAAGUGUGCCUCCAAAAUACCCAUGUUUGUAAAGUAUGUUUAAUAAUAUACUAUCAUAUACAAAGGUAUGUGGACACCCCUUCAAAUUAGUGGAUUCAGCUAUUUCAGCCACACCUGUUGCUGACAGGUGUAUAA